Molecule: messenger RNA, 1893 nt
Organism: Ostreobium quekettii
Lineage: Eukaryota; Viridiplantae; Chlorophyta; Ulvophyceae; Bryopsidales; Ostreobiaceae
Source: the annotation of a GenBank genome assembly
AUGUGGCCGGAGGUGACCGCCGAUCCGGCCUUCAAGGACAAGGUGAGCAGCGCGAGAGUUCUGGCUGUGGGUGCCGGCGGCAUAGGAUGCGAGCUCCUGAAGACGCUUGUGCUGACCGGCUUCAAAAACAUCGAACUGAUCGACCUUGACACGAUUGAAACAAGCAACCUCAACAGGCAGUUCCUCUUCCGAAAGCGCCAUGUGGGCCAGAGCAAGGCACAGGUUGCGGCAGAGGCUGUCUUGCAGUUCAAACCCGAUGUGAAGAUCACUGCACACCAGGCUAACAUAAAGGAACUAAAGUUUGGCGUGGACUACUUCAAGGGGUUUGAUGUCAUUCUGAAUGGACUGGACAAUUUGGAUGCCCGGAGACAUGUGAAUAGGUUAUGUCUGGCGGCAGGGGUGCCAUUGAUAGAGUCAGGGACUGCCGGUUAUUUGGGCCAGGUCAACGUCCAUGUGAAGGAUCUCAGCCGGUGUUUUGAGUGUGAUGAGCAUGCUGCUCCCAAGACAUUUCCAAUAUGCACCAUUCGAAACACUCCUGAAAAGCCAAUACACUGCGUUGUGUGGGCAAAGGACCUUCUGUUCCCACGGCUCUUUGGACGGCAAGAUGCUGUUACAGAUCUGGACGAACAGAGAAAGGAGGUCAAUGGUAGCUCCAGCAGUCAGGCGGACGGUGCAGUCCAGGGCCCAAGCUUUUUCUUGCAGAAACAGGGGGAGAACAGUUACGACUAUGCCAAAAGGAUAUUUCGAAGAGUUUAUGAACAGGACAUCGAACAAGUCAAAACAAUGGAUGAACUGUGGAAGACAAGGCGUCCUCCACAGCAGUUGGACUUGAAGGAGAUUCUCGAUCAGCAGACAUUGCCAGAGACAGCAAAUGGAUAUUCAAGUGCAUCCAGAGCGCUGGGACUGACAGAGAGCCACAAGGCAUGGGACCUGUGCGAGAAUGCCAGGGUCUUCCUGGCAAGCAUAGCAAGAUAUGUGGACACCCGGCCUGACGAAAUCGGCACCUUGGUCUUUGACAAAGAUGAUGACUUGGCAGUCGACUUUAUCACAGCAGCGUCCAACUUGCGGGCUCUGGCCUAUGGCAUCCCCACACAAAGCCACUUUGAUGCAAAGGGGAUGGCUGGCAAUAUUGUCCAUGCCAUAGCAACCACCAAUGCCAUCACAUCAGGGCUCAUUGUUACGGAGGCCCUGAAGAUAUUAGCAAACGACCUUGACAGCUGCAGGGAGACCUAUUUGACUGAGUAUGCAGAGAGGAAGCAUGUGGUCAUGCUGAACCCAUCUCGGCCAUCUCAGCCCAAACCGGACUGCAUGGUUUGUGGCUGCUCCAUGCUGAGCCUCAAGAUCAACACAACAACAGCAACAUUGGCCACUUUUGUGGACAAGGUUCUUAAGAGCCGUUUGUCUUUCAACAUGCCCACAAUUAUGUGUGGGGACUUCUUGUAUGAGGAAGGCGAUGGAUUGGAGGAUGAUGAGCUGGAAAUGUACUCAAGUUGGCUUCCGAAAACGCUAUCUGCCCUGCCUGGUGGAGGCAUUGGGAAUGGCGCAAUUGUGGACGUGCAAGAUCAAUCGCAGCACUUCUCAGUGAAAAUCGUAGUGUCUCACCAGGAUAACUUCGACGAAGAGAAGCACCCAGACGGUGUCAUCCUUGAAGGGAGUGCCAAAUCCACCAGACAGGCUCACCAUGCCUCCUCUUCUGCGAACCCGGUUGCGGAAUUGAGCAACGGGGCCCAGAGCUGCCCAGAUGACAACGAGGUGGUCAUUGUGGGCAGCAAGGGCAUCACUGGCUUCAAGAGGGCCCGGUGUGAUGAAGGGGACGACGAUGACGUUGUAAUUCUUGGAGAGCCACCUGCAAGGGUGGGAACGACGCCAAACGGGAAAAGGACGAGACUGUGA